UUAAUUAAGUGAUGAGCAGAAUUUAUUGACCAGUGACACCAUUUGUGUGCGAGAGAGAGAGAGCGCAGAGGCCAAACGACUGUGUGCGCGUUUCGUGGUCGUUGUCGCUUUAAGGAAAUGCACUUGCAGCCAUUUUCUGGUCUUUGUGUGGGGUGGAUUAGUGGAGAGGCACUGAGCGAAACGAGAGCAUCAAUUGUAGGACGGCGAGAGAAAAAACGUCCCCGAUCAUCGGUUUUCUCACAGCGGAGUACCCCACUCUCCGUCCGUUGGUUUCCGAACGGACAUGCAAGUUGCAGACUGGGCUGCCUUGUGAGUGAACCCGCGUCGCUAUGACAACCCACGUGACCCUGGAAGAUGCGCUGUCCAACGUGGACCUGCUGGAGGAGCUGCCCCUCCCUGACCAGCAGCCAUGCAUCGAGCCUCCACCCUCCUCCAUCAUGUACCAGGCCAACUUUGACACCAACUUUGAAGACCGAAAUGCGUUUGUCACCGGGAUCGCCCGCUACAUCGAGCAGGCUACUGUGCACUCCAGCAUGAAUGAGAUGCUGGAGGAGGGGCACGAGUAUGCGGUCAUGCUCUACACCUGGAGGAGCUGCUCCCGAGCCAUUCCUCAGGUGAAGUGCAAUGAGCAGCCCAAUCGGGUGGAGAUCUACGAGAAGACUGUGGAGGUGCUGGAACCUGAGGUCACCAAGCUCAUGAAGUUCAUGUACUUCCAGCGGAAAGCCAUUGAGCGUUUCUGUAGUGAGGUGAAGCGGCUGUGCCAUGCCGAGCGCAGGAAGGACUUUGUGUCGGAGGCCUACCUGCUCACACUGGGAAAGUUCAUCAACAUGUUCGCCGUGCUGGACGAGCUGAAGAACAUGAAGUGCAGCGUUAAGAACGACCACUCCGCCUACAAACGAGCCGCUCAGUUCCUCAGAAAAAUGGCCGACCCACAGUCUAUCCAGGAGUCGCAGAAUCUUUCCAUGUUCCUGGCCAAUCAUAACAGGAUCACACAGUGUCUGCAUCAGCAGCUGGAGGUGAUCCCCGGCUACGAGGAGCUCCUGGCCGACAUCGUCAACAUCUGUGUGGACUACUACGAGAACAAGAUGUACCUAACGCCCAGCGAGAAACACAUGCUGCUAAAGGUCAUGGGGUUUGGCCUUUACCUGAUGGACGGAAAUGUCAGCAACAUCUACAAACUAGAUGCCAAGAAGAGGAUAAACCUUGGCAAAAUCGACAAGUUCUUUAAGCUACAGGUGGUCCCCCUGUUCGGCGACAUGCAGAUCGAACUGUCACGAUACAUUGAAACCAGUGCCCACUACGAGGAGAACAAGUCCAAGUGGACGUGCACCCAGAGUGGCAUCAGCCCCCAGUACAACCUGUGUGAGCAAAUGGGUCAGAUCCGUGACGACCACAUUCGCUUCAUCUCGGAGCUGGCGCGCUACAGCAACAGCGAGGUGGUGACGGGCUCGGGCCUGGACAGCCAGAAGUCGGACGAGGAGUACCGCGAGCUCUUCGACCUGGCGCUCCGCGGCCUGCAGCUGCUCUCCAAGUGGAGCACGCACGUCAUGGAAGUGUAUUCGUGGAAGCUGGUGCACCCGACCGACAAGUUCUGCAACAAGGACUGUCCUGGCACGGCGGAGGAGUACGAGCGCGCCACGCGCUACAACUACACCAGCGAGGAGAAGUUCGCCAUGGUGGAGGUCAUCGCCAUGAUCAAGGGCCUGCAGGUGCUCAUGGGCCGCAUGGAGAGCGUCUUCAACCAGGCCAUACGCAACACCAUCUACGCCGCCCUGCAGGACUUCGCCCAGAUGACCCUGCGCGAGCCGCUCCGCCAGGCCGUGCGCAAGAAGAAGAACGUGCUCAUUAGUGUUCUUCAGGCUAUCCGGAAAACGAUCUGUGACUGGGAGGGUGCGAGGGAGCCUCCUAAUGACCCCUGCCUUCGGGGCGAGAAGGACCCCAAAGGAGGCUUUGACAUCAAAGUGCCCCGCAGGGCUGUGGGACCUUCCAGCACACAGCUGUACAUGGUCCGUACCAUGCUGGAGUCCCUGAUUGCUGACAAGAGCGGCUCCAAGAAGACCUUGCGGAGCAGUCUGGACGGGCCCAUCGUGCAGGCCAUUGAGGACUUCCACAAGCACUCCUUCUUCUACACACACCUGCUCAACUUCAGCGAGGCCCUUCAGCAGUGCUGUGACCUCUCUCAGUUGUGGUUCCGGGAGUUCUUCCUGGAGCUGACCAUGGGCCGCCGCAUCCAGUUCCCCAUUGAGAUGUCCAUGCCCUGGAUCCUCACUGACCACAUCCUGGAGACCAAGGAGCCUUCCAUGAUGGAGUAUGUUCUCUAUCCUCUGGACCUGUAUAACGACAGUGGCUACUACGCCCUCACCAAGUUCAAGAAGCAGUUUCUGUACGACGAGAUUGAGGCUGAGGUGAAUCUGUGCUUCGACCAGUUUGUUUACAAGUUGGCAGAUCAGAUAUUUGCUUAUUACAAGGCAAUGGCUGGGAGUGUUCUACUGGACAAGCGCUUCAGGGCGGAGUGCAAGAACUAUGGAGUGAUUAUUCCCUACCCUCCCUCCAACCGCUAUGAGACACUGCUGAAGCAAAGACACGUACAGCUGCUGGGUCGCUCCAUCGACCUGAACAGGCUGAUCACGCAGCGUAUUUCAGCGGCCAUGUACAAGUCUCUGGACCACGCCAUUAGCCGCUUCGAGAGCGAGGACCUCACUUCCGUUGUGGAGCUGGACUGGUUGCUGGAGGUGAACCGUCUGACCCACCGGCUGCUGUGCAAGCAUAUGACACUGGACAGCUUUGACGCCAUGUUCCGCGAGGCCAACCACAACGUGUCAGCCCCGUACGGUCGCAUCACGCUGCACGUCUUCUGGGAGCUGAACUUCGACUUCCUCCCCAACUACUGCUACAACGGCUCCACUAACCGGUUUGUGCGGACAGCCAUUCCCUUUACACAGGAGCCUCAGAGGGACAAACCGGCCAACGUCCAACCUUACUACUUGUACGGCUCCAAGCCUCUGAACAUCGCCUACUCCCACAUCUACAGCUCCUACAGGAACUUUGUGGGGCCGCCGCACUUCAAGACAAUCUGCCGUCUCCUUGGUUACCAGGGCAUUGCCGUGGUGAUGGAGGAGCUGCUCAAGAUCGUCAAAAGCUUGCUGCAGGGCACUAUCCUCCAGUACGUCAAGACCCUGAUCGAGGUGAUGCCCAAGAUCUGCCGCUUGCCACGGCACGAGUAUGGCUCCCCAGGCAUCUUGGAGUUCUUUCACCACCAGCUGAAGGACAUCAUUGAGUACGCUGAACUGAAGACGGACGUCUUCCAGAGUCUGAGGGAGGUGGGCAAUGCCAUUCUCUUCUGCCUCCUCAUCGAACAGGCUCUGUCACAGGAAGAAGUUUGUGACCUCCUUCACGCCGCGCCAUUUCAGAACAUUCUCCCCAGAGUCUACAUCAAAGAGGGCGAGCGUUUGGAGGUGAGGAUGAAGAGGCUAGAAGCGAAGUACGCCCCUCUCCACCUGGUCCCUCUGAUCGAGAGACUGGGAACCCCACAGCAAAUCGCCAUCGCGCGCGAGGGUGACCUGCUGACCAAGGAGCGACUGUGCUGCGGGCUGUCCAUGUUUGAGGUGAUCCUGACGCGCAUCCGCAGCUUCCUGCAGGACCCCGUGUGGCGCGGGCCGCCCCCCACCAACGGCGUCAUGCACGUGGAUGAGUGCAUGGAGUUCCACCGCCUCUGGAGCGCCAUGCAGUUUGUCUACUGCAUCCCCGUGGGAACGCACGAGUUCACCGCCGAGCAGUGCUUUGGGGAUGGGUUGAACUGGGCCGGCUGUGCCAUCAUCGUGUUGCUGGGACAACAGCGCCGCUUUGACCUCUUUGACUUCUGUUACCAUCUGCUGAAAGUCCAGCGGCAAGAUGGCAAAGACGAAAUCAUCAAGAAUGUGCCCUUGAAGAAAAUGGCUGACCGCAUCAGGAAGUACCAGAUCCUCAACAACGAGAUCUUCGCCAUCCUCAACAAGUACAUGAAGGCCGUAGAAACGGACAGUUCCACGGUAGAGCAUGUGCGCUGUUUCCAGCCUCCCAUCCACCAGUCUCUGGCCACCACGUGUUGAAAGUGACCCACGACGGCCACCCUGCCCCCCUCGUGCUCCUGCGCCACCCCCUACCAUCUCUUCUCCCCGGAACCCAUUACAGCUCACCAAAUCGCCACACACCCACACACAUACACACGUGUCAUACACACCCAACACACACACCCAUCGUGAGUUCUGAUACCGUGGACCCUCCCUGAUGUACGGAAGUUCCAAAUGGACUCUCUUUACCUCCAGACUCUUUUGAAGGCACUCGAGGGCCAGUGGCCUUUCUGUGCUCGUUCUCUCUCUUUCUCUUCCUCUCUUCCUCUCUCUCUCUCUCUCUCUCUCUCUCUCUCUCUCUCUCUCUCUCUCUCUCUCUCUCUCUCUCUCUCUCUCUCUCUCUCUCUCUCUCUCUCUCUCUCUCUCUCUCUAUAGCUUUUUCAGUUUUAACACUCUUCGCAGUCCCCAGCUGAAAGAUCACAGCACACCUUAAAAGGUGUAGAGCGGAACUAGAGGUGGAAAGGGAUCCACUGGAUUUCUUUUUUGAUCAGCCCGGGCCCAAAGCGUAACUAUAAAGGCAACAACAAACAAACAAAGAGAAAACAUAAAGAGGGAUAGCUGAUACAGCAUGAGAACUGUGAAAGGUUUUGACAGAUUUCAUGCUACAAAGAUGAGAGAGAACUACUAAAAAAUAUGUUAUUCAGAGUAAAAUUAGACUAUUUUUUUCUUCAUUUUAAAUUCAUGUCAUAUAACCAUUGAGUCUUUGGUGACUGAGAAAAAAAGUAUACGUCAUAGAUUUCCUUACUUUUUUAACAAUCUAAUGUCCCCCUGUAAAAUCAUUCAGUAAAGCAGAGAAAUCCAAAUCACCUUGUGUUGCCCAAGCACCCUUUAAAAAAAUAUUUUAUUUCUUCACUUUAUACUCGGCCCAGGUCAGGGCAACACAUUUGUCGUAUGUAAAAAAAAUAAUUAUUUAAUUUUUGAUUUGAUAAUUUGGACACAACGAAUUAAUCUCAAUGUCUGUAUGUAUAAAGCCCUCUCUGAGCCCCCUCACUGUGGAGUGUAUGAAAAGAAAACAAACAAAAAAGACUACAGCUUUCUGAAUUCUUGUAUUUAUUUGAUCUCUAUCCUUUUUAGACUUCUGUGCCAUUUUAUUAAUGCCUGUGUUCCACUGUAAAGAAAAAAGAUUUGGAGUUUGACUAAACAAGGUACUGAGUGUAGUAAUUGUUAUUUGUUUUUAAAUAUCAUCUCAUGAUCUAAACCUUCAGCAUACUUGCCUUUACUAAUAUUUGAAAAUCAUGAGUUUUUAAUUGAGCCCAUCACCAGUUUGUUUGAAUGGUUUACACAUUUAUUUUUCCUCGCGCACAUACCUACCAUGAAGAGAGCAGUGCUGUUGCUAAGCUGUACAAGUCAGUACUGUGUGACCGACCCAUAGGAAAGUCUUCUGAUAUACCUCUUGUGGUGCUGCCAGGCCAGGGUCUCUAACAUGUCCCCUUGUUAGCAGAGUGAACAGCAUGGUAAUCACCUAUGAACUGCAGGUAGAGCAGAGCAUAGAAGCAGUAAUUUUAGCAAAAUUACUGGAAGAGAUGAGAGAAGUCAAACGGAUUUUUGAAGCUAAUAAACAAAUGUUGCCUCUUUCACAGAUGAAGGAAAGUUAGAGGAGAGAGAAGGAAUUAGUAAAGGUGUAUUCAGUAUUCACUAUUCUGAUCUCUUUGAUUUAGCAGUGUUAAAAAACAAAUGCAAUUUGUUUCUCUCUUCUCAUUUUAUAUUCAUAUAAAAGAAACAUUUAAGAGACUGUCUGGUAUGGCAGCUGUUACUGUAAAUUCAUAUAUGAGUUCACUCACUCAUCCACUGUUAUAACUUUUUUGGACUUUGUUCUACUGUUUUUAUUUGGGUACAGUAUUUGUUUUAAGUAAUUGGUUUCUUUACAGUACUAUAUUUAUGCAUACAGUACACUCUACUGUUCCUUGAAGGGGUGAAUCUGUUGAUAUAAAAGUAAUAAAUAAAUGAAGUGAAAAUUAACGAAGCAUUGUUUUCAGAAAAAAAACUUAGCAUGACCAGUGUAAUUUAUUGUCAUCAUGAGACUCUUUGUGAAAUGAGGUUUUGUUCAUGAUGUUGUUGUACGAGUGAUCAUGUUUUUGAAAUACAAAAAACCGUGAAGAAAAUAAUGAAAAUGUACAACAAAUGGUCCUGCAAAGGAAGUCAAAUUGUUGUAUUUCCAUGAAAUAAAAAAGAUCUAACUAAA
This is a messenger RNA of Alosa sapidissima (American shad), 6291 nucleotides long. It is a transcript of the gene cyfip2, whose product is annotated as cytoplasmic FMR1 interacting protein 2. The record is from RefSeq and is a predicted model, not a curated record. Gene Ontology annotation, biological process: apoptotic process; cell projection assembly; axon guidance. The transcript is spliced from 29 exons. Lineage: Eukaryota; Metazoa; Chordata; Actinopteri; Clupeiformes; Clupeidae. The coding region runs from base 330 to 4088 and encodes 1252 amino acids. Gene Ontology annotation, molecular function: small GTPase binding. Gene Ontology annotation, cellular component: neuron projection; synapse.